Molecule: messenger RNA, 3308 nt
Organism: Ailuropoda melanoleuca (giant panda)
Lineage: Eukaryota; Metazoa; Chordata; Mammalia; Carnivora; Ursidae
Gene: TAB1
Product: TGF-beta activated kinase 1 (MAP3K7) binding protein 1
Exons: 11
Coding region: 48-1700 (550 amino acids)
Biological process (GO): protein dephosphorylation
Cellular component (GO): cytosol
Molecular function (GO): protein serine/threonine phosphatase activity
Source: RefSeq, a predicted model, not a curated record
CGUCAAGGGCGCGUCGAGGGUGGGGAGCGUCCUCGAGCCGGAAGGGAAUGUGGCGCGCUGCGGCGGAGGUAGCCCGGGUGGUGAGCUCACCCCCCGGCCCCGAGCGGCCGUGGGGUAGUAACAGAGCCGCCGCAGUCGCUUCUGUACCGCUUAUCGUCUCCCAGGUUUUCUGCCAGUUGUUUUACGUUGUAAGCUUAAUUUAUAAACCGCCCCGGGAGGAGCAGCAGCCGAGCUGGACAGAUGACCUGCCGCUCUGCCACCUCUCCGGGGUCGGUUCGGCCCCCAACCGCAGCUACUCUGCUGAUGGCAAAGGCACUGAGAGCCACCCACCGGAGGACAGCUGGCUCAAGUUCAGGAGUGAGAACAACUGCUUCCUGUACGGGGUCUUCAAUGGCUAUGACGGCAACCGAGUAACCAGCUUCGUGGCCCAGCGGUUGUCCGCCGAGCUCCUGCUGGGCCAGCUCAGUGCUGAGCACACCGAGGCGGAUGUGCGGCGCGUGCUGCUGCAGGCCUUCGAUGUGGUGGAGAGGAGCUUCCUGGAGUCCAUCGAUGAUGCGUUGGCUGAGAAGGCAAGCCUCCAGUCCCAGCUGCCAGAGGGUGUCCCUCAGCACCAGCUGCCUCCUCAGUAUCAGAAGAUCCUCGAAAGACUCAAGGUGCUGGAGAGGGAGAUUUCGGGAGGAGCCAUGGCUGUUGUGGCGGUCCUUCUCAACAGCAAGCUCUACGUUGCCAAUGUCGGUACAAAUCGUGCCCUUUUAUGCAAAUCCACGGUGGAUGGGCUGCAGGUGACACAGCUGAACGUGGACCACACCACGGAGAACGAGGACGAGCUCUUCCGCCUCUCCCAGCUGGGUUUGGAUGCAGGAAAGAUCAAGCAAGUGGGGGUCAUCUGUGGGCAGGAGAGCACCAGGCGCAUCGGGGAUUACAAGGUCAAAUAUGGCUACACGGACAUCGACCUACUCAGCGCUGCCAAGUCCAAGCCGAUUAUCGCGGAGCCCGAAAUCCACGGUGCGCAGCCCCUGGACGGGGUGACUGGCUUCCUGGUGCUGAUGUCGGAGGGGCUCUACAAGGCUCUGGAGGCCGCCCACGGGCCUGGGCAGGCCAACCAGGAGAUCGCCGCCAUGAUCGACACGGAGUUCGCCAAGCAGACGUCGCUGGAUGCCGUGGCCCAGGCCGUGGUGGACCGAGUGAAGCGCAUCCACGGGGACACCUUCGCCAGUGGCGGCGAGCGUGCCAAGUUCUGCCCGAGGCACGAGGACAUGACCCUGCUGGUGAGGAACUUUGGCUACCCGCUGGGUGAGAUGAGCCAGCCCGCACCGUCCCCGGCCCCAGCUGCAGGAGGACGCGUGUACCCCGUCUCCGUGCCGUACUCCAGCGCCCAGAGCACCAGCAAGACCAGCGUGACCCUCUCCCUUGUCAUGCCCUCCCAGGGCCAGCUGGUCAAUGGGGCCCACAGCGCUUCCACCCUGGACGAAGCCACUCCCACCCUUACCAACCAGAGCCCGACCCUGACGCUGCAGUCCACCACCACGCACACGCAGAGCAGCAGCUCCAGCUCGGACGGGGGCCUCUUCCGCUCCCGGCCCGCCCACUCUCUCCCGCCUGGCGAGGAUGGCCGCGUCGAACCUUACGUGGACUUUGCUGAGUUUUACCGCCUCUGGAGCGUGGACCAUGGCGAGCAGAGUGUGAUGACGGCACCAUAGCCCCAGCUGAGGGAUGUGGCCGGAGCAGGACCUUGCCUGGGGACAAGGGGGCCCAGUUCUGGGGCCGGAUGGGCCUUUUCCUGCCAUCUGCCUAUGCCGUGGGUGCCAGGGAGCACCCCGUCUUCAGCCUGCCCCGCACUCGCACCCUGCCAUACUCGUGCUGCAGAGAACAUUCGGUGAGCACCCCUGCAGAGCGGACCUUGUCCGGCACGGCAGGGGCUGGAGGCCACUCCCUCAGGCAGACUCAGCCAGGACCGUUGCUGUUUCUCGAACAGAUGGCUCAGGGCAGAAGCUGUGCUGGCCGCGAGCCUGCACGUGGGGCAGAGCGCGAGGAGUUCUGCGGCCCAGCAUGCCAUGGGUCCGGCCGCCGCCACUUUCUCUCCCCUUGCAGCCCUGGGCAGGGGUUCCCCCCUCCCUUCUUCAGCCGCUGGAGUGGAGCCCCGGGUGGCGUCUGCACCUUCAAAGCCUGCACCCGUCCCUCAGCCUCCCUGGAUUGUUUCCAGUGGUCAAUGCUCGGGAAGACGAAGGGAAGCGUCGGGAGCCUGGGUGGCUACACAGGGGCAGGUCAAGUGGAAAGGAAGGAGAGGGGAUCGGUCCUAGAGGAGCCCUGGUCCUGGAGCCCACCGGAGGGGGUAGGCUGGGCGUGGCUGGGCUUCCCCAGAUAUGGGGGUGCAGGAGAGGUGAGGACAUGCCCGGACCAGGCCGGGAGAGUGGCUGCCCUAGUCAGGCUCCUCCAGGAUCGGGGAGGCCCGGAUGGAGGGGGGAGCCGCAUCUGCUUUGUUUUCCCUUCGCCACCACUGAGGAAGGCCGCCGGCUGGGGAGCCGCUAAAGUUAGCCAGCUUUACUGCUGACAGUGAGGCUCUCCCGGCUUUAAGGAAAAAACAGGUCAAGAGUCAGGCUGGGGGUGGGGAGGCACAUUUGAAAGAACAGUGGGAAAGAGGGUCUUGGAUACCAGGUGCCCUGGGUGAAGGGGGCUUUAGGGGCACGCCCCACCUUUACAGACACUUAGGAAUGGGGUCAGAUGGGCCCGGCCACGAGAUCGCACGUUCUCGUGGGCAGAGGCUGGCGGUGCCGCUCCUGCUGGCAGAAGAGCAGGCGGGCCCAGGGGACUCGCAGCUUGUUGCUGCUGCGGUCAGUGGCGGAGCCACAGCCAGAACUUUUGAUCAGCCUCUGGGGCUGCCCUGGAGCCCUCCACCCCUCCCCCGCUCCCAGGCUCCUGCCCUGCGCAGCCCCAGACACAGCUUUUACCGGGGACUGGCUGCCGUGUGCGGCCUCCAGGUGCCUGGACUCUGGACCGUCCAAGGCCGGUUCCGAGGCUGGGUCACUGCAGUGCAGGAAUGCGUCUCCCUGUGGCCGGGUGUGGUGCGGGUGGGGGCAGGGGGCAGUUUCUGAGGAGAACCAGAGCCUCUGGGCCAUGGGCCCCGACCGACCGCCCUCCCCUGCAACGCCAUCUCUGGUCCGCAGGUGAGCAGAUUUAAGGUCAGCCACAAGGACUUGCGAACAAAGAGAAUUCUCUUCCAAGAAUGUCUCUGUGAUGCUGUUUGGUCUCUAGAAAUAGAAUCACUUUUUUACCACAAUAAAGAAAGAGUAAUAAUAGGUGGUCUUACA